Molecule: messenger RNA, 366 nt
Organism: Dibothriocephalus latus
Lineage: Eukaryota; Metazoa; Platyhelminthes; Cestoda; Diphyllobothriidea; Diphyllobothriidae
Source: the annotation of a GenBank genome assembly
AUGUCAACAUUCUCAAAAGUCAACCAAGCCUUUAUUCAUGACCCCGACGACCCAGAGCGGAAUGGUUCCAAGAGUGAGAACACAGUACACGUGGCAGAACAGGUUCAGCUUGAUGCGGAGACACAGGACAAUGCGCAGGAUCUCCUUGGUUACGGGGAUGCUGACGUUCACGGCUGUUGGCACCGAUUCAUGUUUAACUUGCGAAUGGCUUUUGCCAUCCUGGACCGCAACGCCUUCCACAUGACCCAAACUAUGCAGGACGCCUUCAUGAAGUCGGAGGUGGAGGGAAAGGAAUUGAGCCUUUCCACUGCAAAUUCAAUUGACGACUUCUGGAAGCGUCCAGUAAAUAAAACUACUUGGGAAUAG